AUGACUCUUUCUCUCUCUCUCUCUCUCUCUCUCUCUCUUUCUUUAUCAAAUUAUAUGCACACAGAAUGCACAUAUUUUUUCUUCUUCUUCUUCUUCUUCUUCUUCUUCUUCUUCUUCUUUACACACAAAUCUUGCAUCUAUCUCUCUAUCUAUCUAUCUAUCUAUCUAUCUAUCUAUCUAUCUAUCUAUCUAUCUAUCUCUCUAUAUAUCUAUCUCAGCCUGUUCCACUCUAUCUAUCUAUCUAUCUAUCUGCAUGAUACCUCAUGGGACAUAACUCAUUUACAGAACCUCUCUACUCUUCUUUCGAUCUAUCUAUCUAUCUAUCUAUCUAUCUAUCUAUCUAUCUAUCUAUCUAUCUAUCUGAGUCCACGUGGCAUGUCGGGCGUCCACAGAAGCUCUCUACUGAGUUCUAUCUGCCUUCUAUCUAUCUAUCUAUCUAUCUAUCUAUCUAUCUAUCUAUCUAUCUAUCUAUCUAUCUGCCUGAGAGAUAUCACCAGAUAUAAGGAACCUUUAGAACAUCUAUUGCUUCCCUGUCCUACUCCAAAGUCAUCUGCUAUGUCUUCCGAUUUUCAUCUUCUUUCAGGUCGGUACCAUGUUCGUGAUGUUGUUUGGGUUUUGUCACGCCCCAUAUUCUUUUUCCACACUUAG
Molecule: messenger RNA, 648 nt
Organism: Acanthosepion pharaonis
Lineage: Eukaryota; Metazoa; Mollusca; Cephalopoda; Sepiida; Sepiidae
Source: the annotation of a GenBank genome assembly